AUGCGUCUUUCCACAGCCUGCUCGUUCUUGAUCAUCUGGACACUCUGCUUCUUGCUGGGUGAAUGUCGACCAUUUGGGCUUGAACGCCGGGUUCGUCAAUACAAAAAGGGCGAUAAAAUAACCAUUCAAGUCAGGUCGUCGAUAUUGGAUCGAUCCAAAACUAAGGAGUAUGAGUGUACUGUGAUCGGGGAAGGACGCGAUGGGUCCGGCAAACCUGUCGAAGCUGGUCGUCAGAUUAUGGAUCAAGCCAUCCCGUUCGAUGAGGAGGUUCAAGCGCUUCGCGAUGUUGGCUUAUAUAUCAAGACUUUGAACGCUCUCGAUGGGACCAAGUGGAUAGUUAUGAAGAAUGUUAAGGCUGGACCGCCAGAGAUGAAGACUUCCGCAAAAAUACUGGAGGAGGCUACGACCAAAGCCUUCGGCGAAUUUUACAUAUUUUUUUACAUUUCGGACCGCGGUCUUUAUCAUUUCUGCAGUCACGAGGAUCCAAAGCCAGAUAAUGUCUUUGCCACUGAGAACUUUUCCCAACUGACGCUCAUUGACUAUGGUCGCUCUAGGCGUGUUGAUGGUUUGACUCAAGAUUUGAAAAGAAAAAUCGAAUUUGAUUCAGCGAAAGGGUUCCGUGCUCUGGAAGCUGAAUGCGAGGAGAAGGACGAGGGAGGAGCAGCCAAAACUUUUCCGGCACUGAUCAAACCUGCUGGCGUAUCAAGGAUCAGUGAUAAGAAAAAGGUUAAAGCGGCAAAAGAGCAGGAAAAGCGCCUCGAGGCGCAGAUUAGAGGAGCUGCCGCCGCCGGUGGUGGUGGUGGUGGUGGUGAAACCAGUCAGCAGGGAGCUCAGCAAAACGCUUGAGUGAUUCUUACUGUGAAGUUUACGAUAUUGAAAAUAAUAAUAAUUGUUUGAAUCUACA
This is a messenger RNA of Desarmillaria tabescens, 904 nucleotides long. RefSeq lists its product as uncharacterized. The record is from RefSeq and is a predicted model, not a curated record. The transcript is spliced from 6 exons. NCBI's taxonomy places the organism in Eukaryota, Fungi, Basidiomycota, Agaricomycetes, Agaricales, Physalacriaceae. Bases 1 to 846 code for a protein of 281 amino acids.